Messenger RNA from Symbiodinium sp. CCMP2592, 3828 nucleotides. The record is from the annotation of a GenBank genome assembly. NCBI's taxonomy places the organism in Eukaryota, Dinophyceae, Suessiales, Symbiodiniaceae.
AUGGCCAUGGCCGACCCUGUCGAGCACCCAGUGCCUGAGGACGACGACUUUGCUCUUUUCGGUCCAGAACCUGGAGAGGCGAGUCAGCCGUCUCAACCAGGACCGCUUGGACCUCAGCCUGCACCGCAGCCAGUGCCACAGCAAGCACCGGUUCCACCGACUGUGACGACGACAGUUGGUUUGGACCCCCAGCUUCAGCAGUUGAUGCUCAAUAUGAUGCAGAUGCAACAGCAGACGCUCCAGGUCAUGAAGGCCCGGAUGGACGCAGACGAGAAAAGAAGGAAGGAUGCAGAAGCUGCUUCGGCAGCAGUUGCAGACCCCUUCGGUGUGACGGCGGCGGCUGGAAGUCCGUCAGCCAAAGCGUCUGCUCCACCACCGCCAGCGCCUGCUGGUCCGUCACUGCACGUAGGAAGCAACAGAGCUGAGAAGUACCUCCCUGCUUUGCCCACUAUCGACGCACCGUCGAUGGGAAAGGGGCGUGUGAAAGAGCUGGAAGAGUACCACCGUUGGUGUGAAGUCUUGGCGUCAUGGUUGGCGCUCAUAGACGACAACUACGUCAACGAGUUGCGCCAAGCAAUGGUGCAUCACAAGGAGAUCAAGCAGUCGGAGAUGUCUGCACCUGUGGCGUCGAGGUCAGCUCGGUUGUUUUACUACCUUCAACAGAGUCUGCAGAAGUUUGAGAGAGGCAUGGAGCUUGUGAGAAGCACGUCCAUGCGGCAAGCUCAAGCUGUGUGUGGGUACGAAGUCAUGCGGCAAAUGCAUGCGACUUUCAGUAUUGUCUCAAGAAUGGAGGCAAUUGCUGUGAGGGACGAGGCCCUGAAGCUUGCUACAAAAGCCCGAGCCUACAAGAGGCCACUUGAUGUGGUCCGGUUCUUGGAAGAUGAGCUGGGCAAAGUGGAUCAGAAGCUUCAUCGUUUUCCAGAGCUGAAGCCCGGCGCUUCAGAUCGCCAGACCAUCCUGCUUCAAUCUGUCAACCCCGAGUGCCGGCAUUACGUUGUGCUGCACGGCAAGUCGGGAACCUGGGAAGAGCUUGUGACAAGCAUCCGGUUCUUUGAGGAACAGACCAGGCUUUGCGACGCUGGUGCUCUUCACGCUGUUGGCGAGAAGGGUUUGUGUUGGAACUGCGGCAAGGCUGGUCACUACACUACAGUUGGCAGUGCCCUGACCCACCAAAGGGUGGCAAAGGGACGCGCGCUUGAGGAAGAACAGCCUGAGCAAGUGAUGGCCUUGAGAUUUCAUCAUCUCCGUGGCAUUCACCCAGGGAAAGCGAUCAAGAACAAUGAGCCCAAUGAUGCUGAGUCCCCACGUCUCACCAUGACGGAUAAAGUGGUAGAGAAGCUGAGCCAGUCCUCUUCGAGGAAUAGUCACUUUGCGUGGCUUGUUGAUAGUGGAGCCACGUGCCACGUGUUGUCUGCUGCUUCUUUAGGGUUUUACGAGAUCGUUAAGGAGCAUUCGGGACCACUGCCUGUCUUGAUGAGCGCAAGCGACACCGAGAUGGAAUGCCUCGGUUUGGUCGAUAUUCGAGUGGAGUUUGGGAAGCUAGGGCCUGUAGUGCUUCAGAAGGUCCUGGUUUGUCAGAUCGGCUUCAAUGUGAUCAGUUCUUGGCAAGCGCCUUUGUCGGGUUGGUGUUCUUGGUUCACCGCCACGCCCGGCGAGAGUUGCUUGAUGAAGUACAACGGGAAGGGUUCCUGGAUUUGGGUGCCUUUAGAGACGGAAGCCAGGAGCUGGUGGGCAAUGGCCCAGGAGAUCGGCCCCGCGCGAGCUAAGGCGAAAGCGAAGUCCAAGGCAGGAGUGCCCAAAGGUACCCCACCGAAGUUUGGGAAAGAAGACGACGACACGGGUGAUGCGAUGGAAGUGGACCGCGCCAAAGAGAAGGCGCCUCCGAACAAGCAUCCGCAGAGAGCUUUGGAAGUGAGUGCUGGUGCGCUAGGAUCUCAGACGCGGAGACAGGUGCAUGCAAGUGUCGUUCCGGCUGGGUUCGUUUCUCGAGCAAAGCUGAGACUGCUAGUCUUGCUGUAUGUCGUCACCGCGGCGUGGACUUGGAAUCCGCAAGAGGACCCUAGUCUGCCAUAUGGCAGCUCCGGAUCCUCCGGGCCCGCCAAGCCAGAUGGUCGUCAUGGCGGAGCGGAUGAGAGAUUUGAGAGAACUCGCGAAUGCCGCGACGGCGUGGCGGUCUGCUUUGCUGGAAAAGCUGAGAUUGAGCAAGUCCGUAGAGACACGGAGGGAGAUCGAGGAGAGGGCCCAGAUGAACGAAGCAGAUCCUCGAGAACGCAUGCUUCGCACUUUUCAUUCUGUGACAAGGCCUGCGGAACCUCCGACGGCAGCGCCGGCCACUGUGGAAGAAGACAGUUCCGAAGAGGACUGGGGGAGAUGGAAGCCGGCGACAGACAGUGGCCGGGAGCCCGCGACAGACAGUGGCCGGGAGCCGGCGACAGACAGUGGCCGGGAGCCUGCGUCGGGCAGUGGUCGGGAGCCUGCGUCGGGGAGUGGCCGGGAGCUAGCUUCUGCAAGUGCUGGCCCGCCGGUUGCGCCUCCAGAGAGCCCCCGCCGUGCCCCGCCGUGGCAGAGAAGAAGUCCAAGAAGAAGGACAAGAAGGACCACGGAGAGCGUCGAGAAGAUGCUCCGAAGAAGGGCCGGAAGGAGCGUCGCGAAGAUGCUCCCCGAGAGAAGAAGAAGGCCACCGCCGAGGUUGUGGCGGGCCCGCGGCAAAAGGAGAUGGAAAAGGCCACUGCAGAGUUGGCCGUGCAGCAGAAGAAGAUGGAGAAGGCCAGCGAAGAGCUGGCUGUGCGAAAAAGGGAGAAAGAUUCGGCCCAAGCGGCCGUGGAAGCUGCCUCUGUGAAAGUGGGUGUGCGACAAAGGGAGAAACAACAACAGGAACUUCGUGCCGCGCUCCUGGCGCAACAAGAGGCGGAAGCGACGGUCCAGCUGAAAACUUUGGAACUUCAGUUGGCAGAUGCGAUCGGCGAGUCCGAAUCAGUCGCUACCGAAGGAGGCGUGGCUGCAGAGUCUCCUCGUGCAGCUGCCGAGUCUCCUGGUGCAGCGGUAGUCUUGAGUGCAGUGCCAAAGGGGUGCGUGGUGCUUGCGUUUCCCCGAAGCUACGCCCUACCCGAAUGGAUCCACAAAGACCCCGAACCUCGACCAGAGCCGUCAGGCUUGUCUCCUCCGGAGGACCUUGAGGUUCCAGUAUACAUCACUUCAGAGCGUUUGCGGGCGCACCGGAACAAAGGGCAUCAGCCCUUCCUGAGUUUCUGUGAUGUGUGCCAGUCGGCACGUGGUCGUGUCCCAGCACGGCGCAAGAACAUGAAGAGCCACUAUGCCCCAGGAGAGCUUCAGGUGGAUUUUGGCUUCUUCGGUCGAAAUGUUCGGUUUCUUUUGAUGGUUCAUGUUCUCUCGGGGUACUUGAGCACUGUUGUCUUAGGUCCUGAGGACCCUGUGCCUGUACCAGCCAUUUGCAAGGCUCUUUCUGAGAUGGGCCUCAACGGGCUGGACAUUGUUGUCCACGGUGACCAAGAAAACCUCCUGGAGAGUGUGUUCCGGGAUGCUGCGAAGCAUCGGACGUUUGUAGGACGGUCCAUGCAUUGGGUUCCGUUUGCAGUGAACAGGCCCCAGGCGAAAGGCAUUGUUGAGCGUAACAUUUGCCUAGUGAAAGAAGCGUUUUGGUCUGUUUGGCUAGGACUGGAAGAGCGUGUAGGAGGGCAGCUGCCUCUAGGAAGCCACUUGUUUGUUGAAGCUAGGCGGUAUGCUGUUAGGAUGCAUAAUUUGUUUCAUGUGUCCAAGGAGCAAAGCACGCCUCUGGAACGCCUUCGGGGUUCCACGGUCCAAGCGUGA